This is a messenger RNA of Chanos chanos (milkfish), 4491 nucleotides long. It is a transcript of the gene nup160, whose product is annotated as nucleoporin 160. Gene Ontology annotation, cellular component: nuclear pore. The record is from RefSeq and is a predicted model, not a curated record. Bases 1 to 4188 code for a protein of 1395 amino acids. Gene Ontology annotation, molecular function: protein binding; structural constituent of nuclear pore. Lineage: Eukaryota; Metazoa; Chordata; Actinopteri; Gonorynchiformes; Chanidae. The transcript is spliced from 35 exons.
AUGGCGGCGGUUUUGGAAAGGAGUUUCAUAGAAAUUUGUGGGUUUGAGAGGGAAACUGUUUCACGAUUUCGAGAAAUCCCAGUAAACCUAGGUUUGAAUGCUCUUCCUGGAGGUGUCAAAUACCCAGACUCUGCCGGAGGCUUUUACUAUGAAGAAAGUGGAAAACUACUGUCUGUUACAAGCAAUAGAUUUAUUCACUGGUCCACUUCAGGGGACACACUCCAGCUGGUUGAACAGUCACUGGACACUAAUUUGCUGAACAAUGCCAUUCGUCUGAAGAUCCCACACUGUCCCCUGCUUCCUGGAGGAGUGCACAUUCACGAAACCCUUAACAAUGUCAUCAUACUCUUUGUGACCAAUCAGUCAGUCCAUCGAAUGGUACUGCCUCACCCUACCCGCAUGUACCGCAGUGAAUUGGUCACAGAGCUACAGAUGCAGUCCAUCUUCACAGAUCUGGGGAAACUUAGCCUACAGGAUCCAUCUCACAGCUUCGUGUUAUCCAGUCUCCAGGGCACACAGUCAGGCAGCCCCGUCACCUCAGCCACGUGGCUGGGACACCAGGGAGAGGCCCACUUUGCCCUGGCUUCACCCUCAGGAAGCAUUCUCGUCGUCACUUUCCCUCCUCACGAUUCACAAGGCACCGUCUCUGUUCAGGAGCUGAGACAAAGCUCAGUGAUCCAGCGAUUGACAGGCUGGAUGCCCACUGCUAUCAGGAGGGACCAGAGCCCAUCUGAUCUGGCUGUCAGUCUAGCAGUUGCAAAGAUGGAGGACGAUACCUUUAUCUUCACCCUGUGCCAAGAUCAUAAACUGCGUGUGUGGUCCCACAAGGACCAGUUAUGUCUGCUGGUGGCAGAUAUGCUGGAGUACUUGCCGGUCGGCCGUGGAGAGGUGAGGAACAUCCUAGGGCAGAGUCACAAGCUGCGUCUGUCCUUCUCCUCCACCACAGGCCUGUGCCUGGCCGUCUACCUCAGCGUGCCUAAGCGCAGCCAGUUCUGUGUGCUCCAGCUGGUGGCCACGGACAAUAACCGCUACAGCCUGGAUCACAUCUCCACGCUCUUCGCUACACAGGAGACAUUGGUGGAUUUUGCAUUGACCUCCACGGAUAUUUGGGGCCUUUGGUUGGAUGAUGACAACCAAACAGUGGUGAAGUACAUCAACUUUGAGCAUAGUACAGCUGGAAUGUGGAACCAAGUCUUUGUCCAGCCUCCGCCAGAAGAGGAGGUUCACAUCAGUGCAGAACAAGACCCAAGAGAAACUUACCUGAGCGUUCUCUUCUCUCCUCUGCGGUUCACCGCCUCGGCUAUCGUGAAAGCUUUGCAGAUUUACAGAAGAGGCACAGAGAGGUACCUGGACCUGCCCUGGGAAACACUGAAGAAGGAGGUGACUCUGACUGUGGAAAAUGAGCUGCAAAGCAGCGUUACGGAGUAUGAGUUCUCACAGGAGGAGUACCGGCAGCUACAGGUGGAGUUCUGGUCGAAGUUCUACGCCUGUUGUCUGCAGUAUCAGGAGGCCCUCUCUACCCCAGUGGGUCUGCUUGUCAACCAGGCCACAUCCAUGGUCUGCGUGCUUAAGAAGGGCUUUGUGUCUUUCCUGUUGCCGUGCUUUGCUGUGGACCAUCUUUACCUGUCCUCAGACGAGUAUCUCUUCUCAGAGGAGGAAACGCCUAUCGCUGAAGACCCGGAGGUGGGGCGGGACGUGCUGCAGCUGGUGCAGUGUCUGCGGCUGGUGAGUGAGUCCGUGCCUGGAGACAUGGCCUAUGAAAUGGAGAAGGCCCUGGAGCAUUUACUCUCCCCUGAGAGGGCCGCUGAACAAGUUCUGGACAACCUGUUGGCCAAUGACAACGAUAACGUCAUGGAGGACAUCCAAAACAAACUUCAGGACAUCCGUAACCCCAUCGCAGCCAUGACGGUCCUCCUGAGAGACAUGGACCUGGAGACCGAUGCUGAGUCCGGGGCUGACGCCACCGCCUUCACUGGAGGUCAGCCUCUGAACGUGCGGAUUAGUCUGUCCCAGCUGUACGGCAGUAACACGGCAGUGAGUGUGGUGUGCCAGGCCGUGUGCCAGCUGGCCAUGACCAGAGCGUUAAUCUGCCGAGACCUACUCAUCGUUCAGCAGCUUUACCUCCGCCUCGGAGACAACGUGUUUCUGGGAGGUGGUGCUCAGCUGCUACAGCUGCAGCAGGACCUGAUCCCUCGCUGCUCCCAUCUGCUGUAUUCUUACUAUUUACUGAAACAAGUCAGCCAGACCCUCUCCUCCUCCAUAUCUCUGGAUACACUAGAUGCCAAUUUACAGCACCUCUCUGUCCUGGAGCUGUCAGAUUCUCCAGCCCUGAUACCCAGCAAAUCAGUGUUGAAUCCUCAGACGGUGGUGGAGCUGUUCUAUCUGAACGUCGCUCGUAAAGUCAUCGUGUCUCAGCUGUAUGCCCAGCAGGACGCCCAGGCCAGCCAGGCGCCUCUCCACUGGCCUCACAUGAUCUCCAGUGUGGUCACUGUGCUCUCCCAGCUCCUCUGGCCCAGUAAUCCAGGCUUCCUCUUUCCUGAGUGCUUGAUGGGAACUUGCCAAUACGCACAACUACAAGAGUAUGUUCGGUUGAUUGGACCCUGGUGUCAGGUCAAUGUGGGGUCCUGUCGCUUUAUGCUGGGCCAGUGCUAUCUGGCCAGCGGCGAGGGACAAAAGGCAUUGCAGUGUUUCCAGGAGGCGGCCACCGAGGUGGAGAAAGAAGAGUUUCUCAUGAGAUUAACGAGUUCUGAGGAAGAGUCAGCGGCCAGCCCUCGUCUGCAGUAUUAUAACAAGGUAUUGAGGUUGUUAGAGGACGUGGGUCUGGCGGAGUUGGUCAUCCGUUUAGCCACGCUGGCAAUAGCAGAGGCCGUCAACGAUGACAGGAGUCGGGCAGCACUGUGGACUCGCAUAUUCAAACAUCAUCUGGACCUGGGACAUAACAACCAGGCUUAUGAGGCUCUGAUCCAGAACCCAGAUACUAGCAGGCGGCUGGACUGUCUGCGGCAGUUGGUGGUGGUUCUGUGUGAGCGCUCUCAACUUCAGGACCUGGUCCACUUCCCUUACAUCAACCUGCACGACGAGGUUGUCAGUAUCAUUGAGUCUCGUGCCAGAGCAGUUGAUCUUAUGACUCAUAAUUAUUAUGAGUUACUGUAUGCCUUCCACAUCAACCGCCACAACUACAGGAAAGCCGGCACAGUGAUGUUUGAGUAUGGUAUGCGGCUGGGACGAGAGGUCCGGACUCUGAGGGGUCUUCAGAAACAGGUCAACUGUUACUUGGCCGCCCUCAACUGUCUGCGUCUCAUUCGGCCCGAGUACGCCUGGAUCGUCCAGCCCUCCUCUGGAGCAGCCUACGAGAGGCCAGGCGCAUCACCAAAGAGAAAUUACGACGGAGAGUUUGCCGCUGGGCCAGGUGGCAGACAGAUUGAGAUCUUGGAGCUGAAGGACCUGGAGAAGGAAUACAUCCUGUCACGCAGUCGUCUCACCCUGGCGCAGGAAGACCCCCCCUCUGCGGCCAUCGCAGGGAAUGCAUCUGCUGUGGAAAUGGUGGCUUUGCUGGUUCAGGCAGGUCUAUUUGACACAGCUGUAUCGCUCUGUCAAACCUUCAAACUCCCUCUGACGCCUGUCUUUGAAGGACUCACUUUCAAGUGCAUCAAACUCCAGUACGGAGGAGAGCAAUGUCAAAAUGAGGCCUGGAAUUGGUUGGCAGCCAAUCAGUUGUCGCAUAUUAUUACAACGAAAGAGUCAAGCGCAACAGACGAGGCAUGGCGACUCUUAGCUUUAUACCUGGAGAAAUAUCCUUCCCAGAAUGCUCAGCACCAUCGUUGUGUCAUCAACAAGCUGCUGUCACACGGAGUGCCGUUACCCGAUUGGCUGGUUAACGCCUACAAGAUGGUUGAUGCUGCUGCUCUACUUCGCCUGUACCUGAACUACGACCAGUUGGAAGCUGCAGCAGAGUUAGUGCUGGAAUUGGUGGAUGCACUUCUCGGAAAGGGACUCCAGAACUUUGGCAUAGAGAGGCCGCUGUCAGCUACAGCUCCCCUUGUAUGGCUGCCGUAUACCUCUAUCGACCAGCUCUUGAUUAGUCUCGGAGAAAGCCAGUCCAGUACCAAGUUGUACGAGAAGCUGAAGACUAAGCUGGAAGACUACCACAGAGUGGUGGCACAGAGCACUGGUCUCCUGGCCCGCUGACUCCACCUCUCCCACACAACUGCCUCUCAACAUGGUGCUCCUAACCAGCUCCCUCACCCCUGGGCAAAAAGGAAAGCGGAAAAAGUUUGGCUUGGCCCAACAGACACGUUUGUAUGAAGUUGGCUGGAAGUCAGUCACAUGCCUCAGGAUGUAUCACCUCCAUGUUGGAAAACUGACCAGGGAUCAGGAGUGCAGGAGAGAAGGAUUCUUUAACGUCUUAAAUUUUGAAUCAUUAAGCACUCGAUUGUACAGUUUGUUGUUUGUCGAUAUGAAUGACUUGGCUAUUUUCCACUUAAGUGGGGG